UAAGCCGGCUCGGCGGAGUUAUCAGCGACCACCGUAUCAGAUUUAGGAGCUGCAAUCUUUCGGAUACCGUUUCUCCGUCGGUAGGGAUAAUAAAGAGGAAAGGGGGUUCUGUUUGCGCUAAUUUCAAUUAUUAUCCUCGGCGAACUCUACACGAAACCCUAAUUCGCCCGAAGUUAGAGAUUUUGAAGAAAGAUGGGGAAGAAACAACACAGCAAAGAUCGGAUGUUCAUUACGAAGACGGAGUGGGCCACCGAGUGGGGCGGUGCCAAGUCCAAAGAACUGCGGACACCUUUUAAACGCCUUCCCUUCUAUUGCUGCGCCCUGACAUUUACUCCAUUUGAGGACGCAGUGUGCACCAAGGAUGGCAGUGUUUUCGAUAUCAUGCACAUUAUCCCCUACAUAAGGAAGUACGGAAAGCAUCCUGUUUCUGGAGCUCCUCUCAAACAAGAGGAUCUCAUCCCACUAACUUUUCACAAGAAUUCUGAAGGAGAGUAUCAUUGUCCUGUAUUGAACAAGGUUUUUACAGAGUUCACACAUAUUGUUGCAGUAAAGACGACUGGAAAUGUGUUCUCUUAUGAGGCAAUCAAAGAAUUGAAUCUUAAAACCAAGAACUGGAAGGAGCUUCUAACUGAUGAACCCUUCAAAAGGGAAGACAUCAUUACCAUUCAGAAUCCAAACACACUUGACAGCAAAGCUCUUGUGGAUUUCGACCAUGUCAAGAAAAGCUUGAAACUUGAUGAUGAAGAAUUAAAAAAACUGGAGGAGGAUCCAGCCUACAACAUAAAUGUGUCUGGCGAUAUAAAGCAGAUGCUAAAGGAGCUUAAAACAGAGAAGGGACGGGAACUUGCACUACAUGGAGGUGGUGGAAGUAAGGCACAAAAUGAAAGAGCUGCUGCACUUGCUACCAUUUUAGCUGCUCGAGAACGCAUUAAAGAUAACCCCAAAUCAAAUGAUGAAGUUAAAGCUCAACAGGCUUUUAGUAUUGUUGAUGCUGCAUCUGCUUCUGUGCAUGGAAGAAGUGCUGCUGCUGCCAAGGCUGCCUCAAGUGAUAAAACUGCUGCUCGAAUAGCCAUGCAUAUGUCUGGUGACAGGACACCAGUAAACGCUAAGAUGGUAAAGAGCCGUUACACGAGUGGUGCCACCUCUAGAUCUUUCACUUCUACAUCAUAUGAUCCGGUCACAAAGAAUGAGUUUGAAUAUGUGAAAGUUGAAAAAAACCCGAAGAAAAAAGGUUAUGUUCAGUUGCAUACUACCCAUGGUGAUCUAAAUAUCGAACUGCAUUGUGAUAUAGCUCCAAGGGCAUGUGAGAACUUCAUCACUCUCUGUGAACGAGGCUAUUACAAUGGAGUAGCUUUCCACAGAAAUAUAAGGAACUUUAUGAUACAAGGUGGUGAUCCAACUGGGACUGGGAAAGGAGGUGAAUCUAUAUGGGGAAAGCCAUUCCAAGAUGAAGUAAACUCGAAAUUGCUACAUUCUGGGAGGGGGGUUGUCAGCAUGGCAAACAGUGGGGCCCACACGAAUGGAUCGCAGUUUUUCAUCCUGUACAAGUCUGCCAACCAUCUAAACUUCAAACAUACAGUUUUUGGUGGAGUUGUAGGAGGCAUAACAACUUUGUCGGUGAUGGAGAAGGUCCCUGUUGAUGAUGAUGAUCGACCUUUGGAAGAGAUCAAGAUAAUUAGUGUAUCAGUAUUCGUCAAUCCUUACUUAGAACCAGAUGAAGAAGAGGAAAAGAAUAACGAGGAGAACACCGUUGAGGAUGAAGAAAAUGAAAAGAUCGGAUCAUGGUUUAGCAAUCCAGGCACAGGAGCAGAUCCAGAAGCUUCAGGUGGUGGAGUCGGUAAAUACCUGAAAGCAAGGAGCGGUAAGACGGAGUCGACCGCUGCGGUCGAUGGCGGUGGGCAUGCGGGUCCUGCCGUAUUAAAGAAAAGAAAAUUGGGUGUUUCAACACAAGAACUGAAAGAUUUUUCUGGGUGGUAACAAACACAUUUUUUUUCCCUGAAGAAGCAACAAAAACAUAGCCAUCAGAUUUUGUGUUAUCCAGAAUGUAGUUGUAUUCUAUGUACAGUUGAUGCAUUAGAGGAACUAUCAAAUGGUACAACUUUCAAAAAUGAAAAGAUAGAAUAGAAGCAACAGCUGC
This is a messenger RNA of Cynara cardunculus var. scolymus (artichoke), 2137 nucleotides long. Its product is annotated as peptidyl-prolyl cis-trans isomerase CYP65. The transcript has 11 exons. Lineage: Eukaryota; Viridiplantae; Streptophyta; Magnoliopsida; Asterales; Asteraceae. The record is from RefSeq and is a predicted model, not a curated record. Gene Ontology annotation, cellular component: catalytic step 2 spliceosome. Gene Ontology annotation, biological process: protein folding; protein peptidyl-prolyl isomerization; protein polyubiquitination. Gene Ontology annotation, molecular function: peptidyl-prolyl cis-trans isomerase activity; ubiquitin-ubiquitin ligase activity. The coding region runs from base 193 to 1977 and encodes 594 amino acids.